Molecule: messenger RNA, 2367 nt
Organism: Cucurbita pepo subsp. pepo (vegetable marrow)
Lineage: Eukaryota; Viridiplantae; Streptophyta; Magnoliopsida; Cucurbitales; Cucurbitaceae
Product: endoglucanase 25
Biological process (GO): carbohydrate metabolic process
Molecular function (GO): hydrolase activity, hydrolyzing O-glycosyl compounds
Source: RefSeq, a predicted model, not a curated record
UUCUGUGCUUCACUGCCAUUAAUUCUCUCCAUUUUCUCUCUCUCUCUCUCUCUCUCUUCAUUUUUCCAUUGGCUAUCUCCUUAGAUCUGCUGUUGUGUUCUUUGUUUGUCGGUGCCUAAUUCCAUCUUUCUGUUCUUGGAUUUUCAUUCUUUGAUUUCGUCGUUUCAUUUGAAUUGCUUUGGAUUCAGAGUGUUAAGAGGAGAGAUUGAGGAUGAGUAUGUACGGGCGAGAUCCGUGGGGGGGUCCGCUUGAGAUAAACACGGCGGAUUCGGCCACCGACGAUGAUCGGAGCCGGAAUUUGCAGGAUUUGGAUAGGGCGGCUCUGUCUCGGCCUCUUGAUGAGACACAACAGAGCUGGUUGCUUGGACCUGGUGAGCAGAAGAAGAAGAAGUAUGUGGAUCUUGGCUGCAUUAUUGUUAGCCGAAAGAUCUUCGUAUGGACUGUUGGUACCCUACUUGUAUCUGGAUUUCUUGCCGGUCUUAUUACCCUAAUCGUCAAGACGGUGCCGCGCCACCACCACCCCCACCCGCCGCCGGACAAUUACACCCUUGCUCUCCAUAAGGCCCUCAUGUUCUUCAACGCUCAGCGAUCUGGUAAGCUCCCGAAGCAUAAUAAUGUGUCCUGGAGGGGUAAUUCGUGCACAAGAGAUGGCCAUGGGUCAUCGGCUAUGUUUAAAGAUCUGUCUGGUGGCUAUUAUGAUGCUGGAGAUGCAAUUAAGUUCAACUUUCCUGCCUCUUUUGCCAUGACCAUGUUAAGCUGGAGUGUUAUUGAAUACAGUGCAAAAUAUGAAGCUGCUGGAGAACUCAACCAUGUCAAAGAUAUUAUCAAGUGGGGAAGUGAUUACCUCCUCAAGACCUUUAACCAUACUGCAGAUUCUAUUAAUACCAUUGCUAUGCAGGUUGGAAACGGGGAUACCUCUGGAGGAAAUACUAGUCCAAAUGAUCACUAUUGCUGGAUGCGCCCAGAGGACAUUGAUUAUGAACGACCUGUAGAAACAUGCAGUAGUUGCUCGGAUCUUGGUGCCGAAAUGGCAGCUGCUUUAGCUGCAGCAUCCAUUGUUUUCAAAGACAACAAGGCAUACUCGCAGAAGCUUGUCCAUGGUGCCAAAACACUCUUCAAGUUUUCCAGAGAGCAGAGAGGCAGAUACAGUCCAGGCGGUUCAGAAGCCUCAAUCUUCUAUAACUCAACUAGUUACUGGGAUGAGUUUGUGUGGGGUGGAGCUUGGUUGUAUUAUGCCACUGGUAAUUCAAGUUAUCUUCAACUUGCUACCACUCCUGGCAUUGCCAAACAUGCGGGUGCUUUCUGGGGUGGACCUGACUAUGGAGUUUUGAGCUGGGACAACAAGCUUGCAGGCGCCCAGGUUCUUCUAAGUCGUUUGCGACUGUUCUUGAGCCCGGGAUAUCCGUACGAAGAAAUCUUAAGGACGUUUCACAAUCAAACUAGCAUAGUCAUGUGUUCCUACCUGCCAUUUUUCACAAAAUUUAAUCAUACUAAAGGAGGCUUAAUUCAGCUAAAUCAUGGAAGGCCACAGCCCCUUCAGUACGUCGUCAAUGCAGCCUUUUUAGCUACCUUGUACAGUGACUACUUGGAAGCGGCUGAUACACCUGGAUGGUACUGUGGACCCAAUUUCUAUUCUACCGAGGUUCUGCGUGACUUUGCCAAGAAACAGAUUGAUUAUAUCCUUGGCAAAAACCCGCGUAAAAUGAGCUACCUCGUUGGUUUUGGCAAUCAUUAUCCGAAACGUGUGCAUCAUAGAGGUGCAUCAAUCCCAAAGAACAAGAUAAAAUAUAACUGCAAAGGAGGAUGGAAAUGGAGGGACACCAACAAACCUAACCCAAAUACAAUUGUUGGUGCCAUGGUUGCUGGUCCCGACAAGCACGACGGGUUUCACGAUGUUCGCAUGAACUAUAACUACACUGAGCCAACUCUAGCUGGAAAUGCAGGCUUGGUCGCAGCGCUUGUUGCUCUAUCAGGUGAAAAGACAACUGGAAUUGACAAGAACACCAUCUUCUCUGCUGUGCCUCCAAUGUUUCCAACUCCACCACCACCUCCAGCACCUUGGAAACCUUGAUCAUAUAAACUCAUUCUUCUGGAAGCAUGUCAUGUAAGUUGCAGAAACACUGUUGGUUGUGGUCGGAUUUCGAAACGAUGUCUGUCGAGGUGAACGUAAAAACAAUAUUGCUUGGCAGAGAAACCACAAGCCAAAUGAUUGAGAUAGAUUUUGGCUUUAGGGAGAGGGUGUUUUUGAUACCUGUUUUAAUCCGUUUUGGAGUUUGUGAUAUAGGUAUAGUACAUAAUGUAUUCUUUAAACACGAAAAGUUGUAGAGUUGAAAGUAUUUGACAAUAAGUUGCCAUGGUUUCUUUGCA